Molecule: messenger RNA, 453 nt
Organism: Cryptomeria japonica (Japanese cedar)
Lineage: Eukaryota; Viridiplantae; Streptophyta; Pinopsida; Cupressales; Cupressaceae
Exons: 1
Coding region: 1-453 (150 amino acids)
Biological process (GO): protein refolding; cellular response to unfolded protein
Cellular component (GO): cytoplasm
Molecular function (GO): ATP-dependent protein folding chaperone; heat shock protein binding; ATP binding
Source: RefSeq, a predicted model, not a curated record
AUGACAUUUGUAUCAGUAGGAGGUUCUUCACGUAUAGCCAAGGUCCAGGAAUUGCUAAGUCAAUUAUUUCAGGGAAAAGAGCUCUGCAAAUGUGUAAAUCCAGAUGAGGUAGUUGCUUAUGGUGCAGCUUUACAUGUAGCUAUACUCAACAAGGAAAACAUCAACUUGGUCUUGAUGGACAUGACUAUUUUGAGUCUUGGAAUUGAAGUUAACAAUGGGGUCAUGAAAGUAAUAGUUCCCCGUAGUACCCACAUUCCUACUAAGAAAGAGACAUUUGUCACCACAAGAUUUGAUAACCAGAUAGGUGUAAGUUUUCCAAUUUAUGAAGGCGAGAGAGAUUUGGUUGUACAUAAUAAUUUGCUUGGUGAAUUUGUCCUAAAUGGAAUUCUACCUAUGCGGUGUGGGGUGCAAGAUACAAGAGUUCACAUUCCAUGGAGAUGCUUGAGCUGUUGA